Cephus cinctus (wheat stem sawfly) is the source of this 4557-nucleotide messenger RNA. It is a transcript of the gene Eaat2, whose product is annotated as excitatory amino acid transporter. Bases 731 to 2386 code for a protein of 551 amino acids. Gene Ontology annotation, molecular function: neutral L-amino acid transmembrane transporter activity; glutamate:sodium symporter activity; L-glutamate transmembrane transporter activity. Lineage: Eukaryota; Metazoa; Arthropoda; Insecta; Hymenoptera; Cephidae. The transcript is spliced from 11 exons. Gene Ontology annotation, cellular component: plasma membrane. Gene Ontology annotation, biological process: L-glutamate transmembrane transport. The record is from RefSeq and is a predicted model, not a curated record.
ACGGCAAUGGCCGACCAUAGCCGGCCAGUCGGGGCUGAACCUUCCGAAAGAACGUAUCGCACACCCUGGAGCCUCGAGUCGUAAACAGAGAUUUUAUAUUUCGAGAUCUGAUCGUCGUGUCGAUAUUACGAAUUCGGAAGAGAAUUAAAAUCAAUAUUAGUGAAUCCUUGACUCGACUUCUGGACAGGAAGGAUGAGAAUCGUGUUCCUUGAUUGAUAUCGAGAUUUUAAAAAGGUGUCAAGGAGCCCAAGGUAACUGACCCUGCGCAACAGUCCGUUCACCAGUAGUCUCUGUCUUUCCACUAGGUAUACGUAUACCUACCUGAAUCGUUAACCUACCGAUCCUGGUACCGAUUAUCCCAGGUAUUCAGGAAUCGUCUGGCAAGAAGACCGAGUCAAGCAAGAAGAUUGAGAAAAGUAUCCGCGGUAGGAGACCCCGAGGUUGCACUACUGGCUAGAGCCUUUGUACAACUCUUGUUGAGAAGUUCAGGGGCAGGCUUGUCCCGGUUGUCGAGACGCUAGAAUCCAAGAAGGCUGCCAAGAUCGGCUUCAUAAGCAGCUGGAAGGCCAUCAGGCUCAUCCAUCUUCUGGUCGGCAGUCGUAAUAGGUCGGACGGGAAUUUUCGCAAACACUCCCAAAACGGCAACCCCUCGUCGUCGUGCUGCCAGGGCCCCGCCGAACGCCGCGAGGGAUCGCGACCGAGUCCAGGAUCUUCCCGGUGCGGAAGUAAAAUGGAAGAGAAGUCGUCCUCGCGAUUUUCCGAGUACCUGUUUGCAAAAAUGGGCGGGCAGGACGUCUCGGCCUCGCAGGGUCCCCGCAAGGUGACAGCCGACACCAGGAAGUGGCUCAGGGAAAAUCUUCUCCUGCUGGUCACCCUGUCUGGCGUACUUUUAGGAGUAGUACUAGGUUUUGGUUUGAGACCUUUGAAACUUGGCGAUGACGCAAUCAUGCUCAUCAGCUAUCCUGGAGAAUUGUUCAUGAGGCUUCUGAAGCUGAUGAUAUUACCGCUUGUGAUCGCUAGUCUGAUUUCCGGCUCGGCUAGCUUAAAUGCUCGAAUGAAUGGAAAAAUUGCUGUAAGGACCCUAGUCUACUUUAUUCUGACAUCCUUAUUGAAUGCGAUCCUUGGCGUUGCCUUGGUACUCCUAAUACAUCCUGGUGAUCCUGGACUUCGCGAUUCCAUCGCGCAGAGCAAUCAUACAAGAGCUGUCAACAUCUUGGACAGUCUCCUGGACCUUGGAAGGAAUAUGUUCCCUGAUAAUCUUUUCCAGGCGGCUUUCCAGCAGGCUCACACAGUCUACGUACCGAAGAAACCGUCAUUCCAAAACGACACUGACAAAGUACCAAGUUCAGAAGGUCUUGCCAAUGAGGGACUGAUGAGAGAGAUUCGAUACAGGAGUGGUACCAAUACCUUGGGUAUCGUAUUCUUCUGUCUGGUCUUCGGGACCUUCCUGGGAACACUGGGGGAGAAAGGUCAAGUGGUCAUCGACUUCUUCAAAGCAGUAUUCGAAGUGAUCAUGAGGAUGGUAUCCACAGUGAUGUGGAUGACCCCUGUGGGUAUAACUUCAGUAAUCGCCGGGAAGAUCCUAGGCGUGAAUAACUUGGCCCUGGUGAUGUCGCAGCUCGCCUGGUUCAUCAUGACCAUCGUGGUCGGAGUGUUAUUCUACCAACUAGUGAUCAUGCAGCUGAUCUACGUGGCCUUUGUGAGAAAGAACCCCUUUAAAUUCUACGCGGGCCUCGCCCAGGGCACACUCACCGCCUUCGCCAUGGCUUCAACGGCUGCCGCACUACCUGUCACCUUUCGCCUGAUGACUGAUAAGCUGAGGGUCGACCCAAGGAUCACCAGAUUUGUCCUGCCCAUCGGAUGCAAUAUCAACAUGGACGGCACUGCCCUCUUCGUAGCUGUAGCUAGUAUCUUUAUAGCUCAGAUGAAUGAAAUUUAUCUUGGAUUCGGGGAAAUAAUCACAGUCAUCUUAACGUCCACUGCUGCGUCUGUGUCUUCCGCAUCCGUACCGAGCGCCGCCCUGGUUCUUCUUCUUGUAGUCCUCAGCGCGAUAGACGCACCUGUCUGUGACGUCUCUCUCCUCUUUGCCAUCGAUUGGUUCGUGGAUCGCGUGAGAACCACCAACAAUAUGCUGGGCGAUUGCUAUGCUGCAGCAGUGGUCGAACACCUGUCGAAAAAGGAACUGAUGGCUCUGGAUGCUGCAGCUUAUCAAUCUGACUCAGUGCUGCCAACUACUAUCGCCAAUGGAUGCAUCUCAGCUAAUCGUGUACCCGACCCGGACACCAUCGUCGUGGAAAUGCAGGAUGACUCCAGGAUAGCCGACAUCGCCAAUAUCAUGGCCAAGACAGAGAUGGCGCUCAGGCGGGUGACCGAGGAUACUGUUUGACUAGUACCAUCACUCUCCGUUUAGAGCAGCGAUCGAUGAUCUGAAGAAGAAGAAGAAAAGCAUGAAAGGACAGUAAGAUCAUAGCACAUCUACGUAGAGUUAGAUAGAGGGAUGCUGUAAAACAUAUAUUCACGGAUCAAAAGGGUACAGGCACACUGUGCCAUUUCUUACCUGGUCAGACAUUUUGUAUUCGAAACAAUAUUUGAUAUGUAAUCAAUUCCCAUCGUAAUUCCAAUUUGACUCGCCGACCUCGUGACGUUUACGUACGAAAAUUAUAAGAAAGGAUAAAUAUUAAAAAAAAAAAUAAACGAAGAUGUCGCGCGUCGCGAUUUCAAUUUACGAGAUGAAAGACAGGCGCGUUAUUUGUACGGAUUUUUUUUUUUUCAAAAUGAUGUCGCAGUUAUUAAAAUAAUGUCACGCGGAUGGUGUCGUUAGGAUGAAACGAGAGUCAAAGAAAUUUCAAAAUUGAGAUAGCAUAGCUAGCAAUAAAAGCGUAUAAUAUAUACGUUAUUAAAGCUAUGGGUAUGUAUCAGUAUUGUUGGUAUCGUGAUUGGGUGUCGAUAAUCGAUCAAUUAUAAUCAGUGCAAUAUCAUUUUAUAUGGACACCCAACUAUUUUAUAAUGGACAAUUAAGAACUGUUCGUAUCUUGCGGUCGCGCGACAUCAUCGACCUCACCGGAAUUUCACUGACGGAGUAUUUCGUGAUGGCUCUUUUUCACUCCGAUCGAUCGCGCCGAUUGUAGAGUCUCGACGCCGCAGCGUCCCGACGUCUUCGAGCGUGGUGGUGCCUUAUUUCUAGCGUACCAAAGGUGCUGAACCAUUGAAAGUACAGCCUAUGUUCAUUCGUGAGGUGCUUUAGUCGAGUAGACAGUAAAAAGAUAAACAAGUAGACACAGUGCUUUAUAUUUAUUAAUUAGUUAAUGAAUUAAUUAAUAGACGAGCCGUUCGUUUUAUCUAUAAAAUUUGAAGGUUAAUUAUAUUUUAUUUAAAUAAUUUCAACUUUUCACCCGUUCACGCGAUCGCUGACUCGAUUAUAGAGAGCAGUCAAUCAGUCAAUCAUUCCCAAUAAGGAAUCAAUUAAUUACCUCCUUAAGGAUUGAAUUUGUCUAGGUGAUUCAAAAAAUAGAAGUAACGAUCGUACCCCAUAUUGUAUAUCAAAAGUAAGAAGAAAGGAGGAGCAGUUUAAGUGGCAAUAAUUACGAUCUUCAACGAUCAACAACGAUCCAUUAUAUCAAUAAUUUUUUUUUCUCUUUUUUUUCUUCAACCAAAGAUUAUUAGAGUAUACGAAAUCUUCUAUUCCAUUCCCUCCGGUGUCCUGAAACCCUCCUAUAGAGAGUGAAAGCAAAUAAUCAGGUACUUAACCCAUGAAGAAUACUCGCCAUUUUGAGGUUAGAGUAGACAUUGAGGAAGGCGCCUGUCGGAUGGAUAGAGAUAAACGAGUGACAAAGGGAAUGACUGUGAGAUGAGAAUAUAUUAGAAUGAUUUUAUGAAAAUUUUGAUGAAUGAAAAAUACAAACAAAUGAUGGCGCAUACCGUCAUUCCCUUUAGAAAUGGUUUAAUCAUCGACGAGUAAUAAAAGACUGGAUGCCGGUUGUCGAUGACGUACUAGAACUAUUAUAGUACUGUAGGCCAACAGGAUUCCUAAUCGAUUCGGCUGGCUGUAUAGAUACUCAUAGCUAGGAUUGGAUAUAUCGUAUAGUGAUAACUGAUUGUGAGUGUACAAAAAAAAAAUGAAAUACAAUACAUGUAGAGAAUUUUGGGCUUUGUUGCGAGCGCUGUGCGAUCGCCCGCGUUCUAGGCGCUGACAUUGUUCUAUUAGAAUUCACGGGCCGUCUAGAGGCACGCGUUCACUUACUUUAAUGGUUAUAUUUACAUACGUACCUAUUACCAUUCGUUGAGUUACGCGGAUACAUCGCUUGGCGCGAAAUUUGAAUUUCGGCCAAGGCUGCUUCGCUGCGGAUCGAAACUACAUUCAUUCAUAUUCGAGGCAGAAUGUACGAGGAAUGUGAGGAAUGUGAGGGAUAGGAGAAAGAGAGAGAAACAAAAUGACGAAUAACGUGUAAAAUGAUUGUGCCACGAAAUUCUACAAAACUAUCACUACGUCUACGUGUGUAUUAUGUACCUAAAGUUUAACGUGUUAUAUCAAUAUGCAGGUUUAUACGUGGAAUAUGA